AUGGGCCUGAGAUGGGGUCCCCCCCGCUUCUUCCUGAGCUUGGCUGUCCUCCUGGCGGGGAGCAGCUGCUGCUCCGGCUCCUCCCAUUCCAUGCGCUUUUUUGUCACUUCUGUCUCCGAACCUGGGCAGCAGGUGCCCCAGUUUUUCUAUGUGGGCUACGUGGAUGACCAGGAGUUUGUUUCCUAUGAUGCCAAAGCCAAGAGGUAUCUUCCGAAGGUUCCCUGGAUAAGGGAGGUGGAGAAGGACGAUACUGAUUACUGGAAGCGGAACAGCCACUAUGCUCAGGGCCAUGAGCGGAACUUCCAGGACCACAUGGUGACUCUGGCUAAGUACUACAAUCAGAGCGGAGGGCUUCACACUUUUCAGUUGGUGUACGGCUGUGAGCUAAGGAAAACCUGGACCAUGGAAGGGUAUUACCAGUACGCCUACGACGGGAGGGACUACAUCAGCUUUGACAAGGAGACCCUCACCUGGACAGCAGUCGAUGUCCCAGCCCAGAACACCAAGAGGAAGUGGGACGCUGACUUCGUAUACAACCAGUUCAAGAAGGUCUACCUGGAGGAGACCUGCAUUGAGUGGCUGCAGAGAUACCUGAACUAUGGGAAAGAGAUGCUUCUGAGGACAGAGGCACCAGAAGUGAAGGUGACACGCAAGGUGGGCUAUGACGGCAUGGAGGCUUUGAUCUGCCAUGUGCAGGGUUUCUACCCCAAGGAGAUUGACAUCGAUUGGACAAGGGAUGGAGAAGUCUGGCUGCAAGAUACCUACCAUGGCCUGGUGUCCCCCAACUCAGAUGGGACUUACUACACCUGGUGGAGCGUCAUGGUGGACCCCAAGGAGAGGGAACGCUACAAAUGCCACGUGGAGCACGAUGGGCUUCUGAAUCCUGUGGACGUGGCUUGGGAGGAGCCUGCCUCCAACCUAGAUCUCCCCUUCAUAUGUGUUGCGGGUGUUGUCCUCCUGGUAGCAAUUGCUGUUCUGCUGUAUAUGUCAGAAGUGACCAAGAAUCCAGUCGCACGGGGUCAGACUUCCAGGUGA
This is a messenger RNA of Anolis sagrei ordinatus, 1035 nucleotides long. Lineage: Eukaryota; Metazoa; Chordata; Lepidosauria; Squamata; Anolidae. The record is from RefSeq and is a predicted model, not a curated record.